AUGGUUGAAGUAGACGUCGAUGCGAAAUCUCCGCCGUCACCACGGGCAGCCACCGCCACCGCCCCCGCCGCCUCCAACAAUGGAGUUGUCGGGGGAUUUUUCCAGCUGGGCCGGCCGAAACUCCGCGUGACCACGGAGUACGACAGUGACAGCUCAGCGUUCUUGCACAAGCCUUCAAAUGCACUAUCAUGUGCAUUUAAACGGAGAUGCAGCCCUUCAGACAAGUUGAGUUACUGGUACUGCUUUGACUCGAACAAUUGGAGUGCCGUGUAUAAACAUACGGCUGGGAAGGACUACAAAUUUAAAGCUGGUUAUGAUUCUGAGGUCCGACUUGGAUGGGCGUCUCUCUGGGUUGGAGAUGAAGAUGGCAAAGCAAAGACAGCUCCAAUGAAGAUGAAAGUGCAAUUCAUGCUCCAAGUUCCACAAGAUGAUAUCAAAUCAUCUGUUUUAAUGUUCCGUGUCAAGAAGAGGUGGGACAUAUGAUUCUGUAUUAAUUAGAGUGGCUUGUUUGAUUUUCCAUCGGAGUAUUCGGCAUUACUAUCAUGUUGUAACUCCCCGAAAUAAUUUAUUCUCCCUUUUUUUGUUUUGUUUUA
Olea europaea var. sylvestris is the source of this 593-nucleotide messenger RNA. Its product is annotated as outer envelope pore protein 37, chloroplastic-like. Gene Ontology annotation, cellular component: chloroplast outer membrane. The record is from RefSeq and is a predicted model, not a curated record. NCBI's taxonomy places the organism in Eukaryota, Viridiplantae, Streptophyta, Magnoliopsida, Lamiales, Oleaceae. Bases 1 to 483 code for a protein of 160 amino acids. Gene Ontology annotation, biological process: monoatomic cation transport. The transcript is spliced from 4 exons. Gene Ontology annotation, molecular function: monoatomic ion channel activity.